Coprinopsis cinerea okayama7#130 is the source of this 2121-nucleotide messenger RNA. RefSeq lists its product as hypothetical. The record is from RefSeq and is a predicted model, not a curated record. The coding region runs from base 1 to 2121 and encodes 706 amino acids. Lineage: Eukaryota; Fungi; Basidiomycota; Agaricomycetes; Agaricales; Psathyrellaceae. The transcript has 4 exons.
AUGGCGUCUCUCCAAAAACCCUUUCGGUCCAGUUCGCCUCCCCAACUCCCUCCCCUCCGUGUCCUCUAUCCCUCCACGACGUCCAACAUGGCUUUGACCGGCCUCAGCACAACCACGGUCACCUCAAACUCAUUGGGCACCAGUGAAUCCUCACCCAAGACCGACAUGGGGCGCCCGCUACCCCGACCACCAGCGGCAGAGGCCAGGCCCCCGCUCCACUUGCCCAGCAAGCUCAGGCAUCACGUUUUGUCAGCCCAGACAGAACGACUCGCCGCAGACCUAAAUACAGUGUCAUCGUCGAAGCCAGUCCGACCAUCGCGAGCAUCGUCGUAUCGUCCAGCCUCCCUGUACCUCUGGAGAGACAACAACACUUCGUCAUUCCUUACUGCAUUGGACGAAUCCAACAUUCUUUACGCCAUCCUGUCAUCCAUGGAGUGGACCGACGCCUACUCAUUGUUUACAACAUGCAAAAAACUUGCCGACUCGUUCCGUAUUGUACCUCUCAGGGACGUUAUCCUGUCUAGGUUCGUCCAGGGGUAUGCUCAAUGCCUUCGGGAGAGGGACAUGCAGUACUAUCAAGAUAUCCCUGUCACCGUAUUCGAUCUCGAUCGACUUCUGAUAUCCCAGCGCGUACCGCUCCAUCGUUACCCUCUCCACGCGCUCAAAAUCCUUCAAUCCCUCUAUCCGAGUUUGGAGGAUGACCAACUCCGCGAGAAGCUCGUCGCACUAUGCCAGGCACAUUCCCGCUUUGUUCUCCUUCUCCAGUCUCUUGCACACAGCUCCUCAGCGUCGCUUCCCCAUGAAUCAGAAGAAGGCGUCUACUAUAGGCCCCGUUUCUCGCCGAUACAGUCGCUGAGAGAGCUCACUUUCCCUGCACCCUUGUCUUAUUCCGAGCCACCUGCCAGUGCACGAACUAGCGAUGUGGCAGAAGAUAACAAGCUGCUCAAGCACAUCUCCGCGCCCAUCGGCAGACGCUGCUUCGACGAUGAUAUCUACAGCGCCGGCGAAAUAUCUACAGCGCCGGCGAAAAAGGGUCGCAGAAUAUCUAUUUUUGGACGCAAGCCUUUCCGGAGCUCCACACCACCGCCACCACCCGAUGAGCCUCGCGCGCUCAAAAUGUACUCGAGCACAUGGAGAAAGAGCUCAUUCUAUGGUCCGGUCGCCUUUGAGAGUCACGACGACUCUGCCAGUGGGAGGUCACUCAAACGCAAUCGACGACUAUCGACGCACCAUCGUAUCGGUUCAAUCAGCAACGGUUCAAGUGAUUCAUCUUCCCUUUCGCUCAAGUUAUCAAGAUCCCGUAAUUCAAUGAACCUGAACGGGAUAGGCCCCGAAAACCGGGCGUUGUCACCGCAUGACCUCAUUCUCGCAACAUCCCGUGUCCGGGCGCCAAUUCUGCGCGUUUUCGUCCCAUGCACGAAACUAGAUUCGGACUCUGAGAGCUUGGUCCAGUGCGAGCAACAGCUGGUCGAAUCAGGGUUAUGGGACCACCUCUCAACAGGAGAUAUCAUCUGCAACCUCGGAUACGUUCCUUCCGUCGAGGACAACAACUCGUCCGAGGGAGACGACCCCCAAGGCGAAUUUAUCAUGAUGAGACCAGGUUCUCGGUCUGGUCCUGGUCUCGCGCACUCCGGCUCCAAUACUUCGAGUACGAAGUGGUUGCUCUUCAAUGGACACAUCCUCGUCCCAUAUACUCCUCCGGAUUUAUUGCCGCUCACUGAACCACUCAAUCUCCCAACCCCAUUCUUUUAUGCCCAUAUCAUGCCCCCCAUGACCAAUCUCUCCUAUAUCAUCACCCGAUUACCUGUCUGUGACGACGUACCCCAGCUGACGCUGAUCCAUUCUACCAGGAAGGUUCGAAGUCCGCACUCUCCUAACGGUUUUGCGAUGGUGAGGAAGUGGUCGUGGAUUGCGAGGGUGGUGCGGCUGAGGACCGAAGCAGACGGGGAGAUGGGCGAAGGGUGGUUCGGAGAAUGGAUUUUGGAAGGAGAAGGAACCCCAGAAGGGAAACAACUUUUGCUUGAUGCUCUCAAGGGACAUGAACUUGGCCAUAGAGAAUGGGAAUUAGUUCGGGAAAAGAGUGGCAGUGGGAAGCUGUGGUUGCGGUUAUUGACUAUAUGA